AUGACCGGGACACCACGCCCAGUACUGAGUGUAUCUCCACAGGGCUGGCUGACUGAAGGAGACUCAGUGACUCUAAGCUGUGAGGUUACAGACUCCUCUACAGACUGGACAUUCAGCUGGUACAGACAUGUUCCCUACAGAGACAGUGAUGGAGAUAUCAGGUAUAAAGAGGUACUCCUCUCAGACAGCAGCAGAGGAUCUCGAGGCUCCUACACUAUCAGACCUGUCACUCAGAAUCACACAGGAGUUUAUAGGUGCAGAGGAGAGAGAGACGGACAGAAGGUUCAGACAGAUCACAGCAAUUUACAGCCACUAUGGAUCACUGGUGAAUCUUCUCCAGUCUCUUUGAUCAUCAAUUCCAUCAGAACUCAACACUUUACUGUUACAGGAUCUACAUGUGAAAUCAGCUACCUCUUCACAUUACACACUGGAGUUUACUGGUGUGAGUCUGAAUCUGGAGAAACUAGUAAUCCUGUCAACAUCACAAUUCAUGAGAUACCAGAGGCAGUACUGAGUGUAUCUCCACAGAGCUGGGUGACUGAAGGAGACUCAGUGACUCUAAGCUGUGAGGUUACAGACUCCUCUACAGACUGGACAUUGAACUGGUACAGAGAGGUUCCCUACAGAGACAGUUAUGGACGUAUCAGGUAUAAAGUGGAACUCCUCUCAGACAGCAGGAGAGGAUUUCGAGGCUUCUACACUAUCAGUCCUGUCACUCGUAAUCACACAGGAGUUUAUAUGUGCAGAGGAGAGAGCAACGGACAGCAGGUUCAGACAUAUCGCAGUCAUUCACAGCCACUAUGGAUCACUGGUGAAUCUCCCCCAGUCUCUCUGAUCAUCAAUCCCAACAGAACUCAACACUUUACUGGUGACUUUAUCUCACUGAGCUGUGAGGACCAGAGUCACUCUACUGGAUGGACAGUCAGACGAUACACACACAGUUCUGGAGUGUCAGCUUGUUCACCCUCAUGGUGGGGAUCAUUUACAGGAUCUAAAUGUAAUAUCAGCUCCCUCUCCACAUCCUACACUGGAGUUUACUGGUGUGAAUCUGAAUCUGGAGAAAACAGUAAUCCUGUCAACAUCACAGUGCAUGGGCCCGUACUGAGUGUAUCUCCACAGAGCUGGCUGACUGAAGGAGACUCAGUGACUCUAAACUGUAAGGUUACAGACUCCUCUACAGACUGGACAUUCAGCUGGUACAGAGAGGUUCCCUACAGAGACAGUGAUGGGGAUAUCGAGUAUAAAGUGGAACUCCUCUCAGACAGCAGGAGAGGAUGCGGAGGCUCCUACACUAUCAGAACUGCAGCUCGUAAACACACAGGAGUUUAUACGUGCAGAGGACAGAGAGACGGACAGCAGGUUCAGCCAUAUCGCAGCAAUUCACAGCCACUAUGGAUCACUGGUGAAUCUCCUCCAGUCUCUUUGAUUAUCAAUCCCAUCAGAACUCAACACUUUACUGGUGACUCUCUCUCACUGAGCUGUGAGGACCAGAGUAACUCUACUGGAUGGACAGUGAGACGAUACACACACAGUGAAAGAGUGUCAGAUUGUUCAUGGUGGGGAUCAGUUACAGGAUCUACAUGUAAUAUCAGCUCCCUUCCCACAUACCACACUGGAGUUUACUGGUGUGAGUCUGAAUCUGGAGAAAACAGUAAUCCUGUCAACAUCACAGUGCAUGGUGAGUCUUCAUAUGUGAUCCUGGCGAGUCCUGUCCAUCCUGUGACUGAGGGACAUCCUCUGACCCUACGCUGUUUAUAUCGCUACACAAAUUCCUCAAAUCUCCGAGCUGAUUUCUAUAAAGAUGGAUCAGUUCUCCAGACGCAGACUACAGGAGAGAUUAUCAUCCAUAAGGUCUCAAAGUUAGAUGAAGGUUUCUACCACUGUAAAUACACAGGAAGAGGAGAGUCACCACAAAGCUGGGUCUCAAUCAGAGGAUCAGCUCCAUCCUCAGUGCUCAUGCUGAUCAGUAGUGUUGUGACGGCCUCUCCAUACCUGCUGGUGACCAUCAUUCUACUGUUCAAAUGUUACAGAGCUCGAGCUCAAACUGAUGAAGAGAGAAUUGAGAAUGCAGUUGUGGAGGAGUGAGCAGAGUUUCUGUAUAAGAAGAGGAUGCUGUGGUGUUUUCUUUAAGAAUACUC
Clarias gariepinus (North African catfish) is the source of this 2138-nucleotide messenger RNA. Its product is annotated as Fc receptor-like protein 4. Gene Ontology annotation, biological process: cell surface receptor signaling pathway. The coding region runs from base 1 to 2085 and encodes 694 amino acids. Gene Ontology annotation, molecular function: transmembrane signaling receptor activity. The record is from RefSeq and is a predicted model, not a curated record. The transcript has 11 exons. NCBI's taxonomy places the organism in Eukaryota, Metazoa, Chordata, Actinopteri, Siluriformes, Clariidae.